AUGAGUUGGGAGGGCUUCAAGAAGGCCAUUAACAGAGCUGGAAACAGUGUGCUGAUCAAAAAUGUGGACAAAACCGUCGACAAGGAAUAUGACAUCGAGGAGCGUCGUUACAAGACUUUAGAGAAAGCGGGCAAAGAACUACAGAAGGAAGCCAAAGGGUACUUGGACUCUUUAAGGGCCGUUACUGCGUCUCAGGUUACCAUCGCAGAAGUUAUUUCCAACUUGUACGAUGAUUCCAAAGCCGUAAGUGGAGGGGGUUACAAUGUUGGAAACUAUUACUUGCAAUGCGUGCAAGAUUUCGACUCUGAAACGGUGAAACAGCUAGACGGACCCUUCCGAGAGACGGUUUUGGACCCGAUAACGAAAUUUUCGACAUAUUUCAAUGAAAUUGCGGAGGCCAUCAAAAAAAGGGAUCACAAGAAACAGGAUUACGACGCUGCCAAGGCGAAGGUGCGCAGGCUCAUCGAUAAGCCCGCAAAAGACGCCUCCAAAUUGCCACGGGCUGAAAAAGAACUUGCCAUGGCCAAAGAUAUUUUCGACAAUUUGAACAACCAACUCAAAGCAGAAUUGCCUCAAUUGGUAGCGCUGCGAGUUCCUUACUACGAUCCCAGCUUCGAAGCCCUCGUCAAGAUUCAAUUACGGUUUUGCACGGAAGGGUACACUCGUUUGGCCCAAAUACAGCAAUACCUCGAUCAGCAAUCACGUGACGACUAUGCCAACGGGUUGCUCGAUGACCGUGUAGCAGAGCUGCUACAGCAAAUGACCAACUUGAAUAUUUGCACUUUGGGUUAUAAAUGA
Molecule: messenger RNA, 798 nt
Organism: Lachancea mirantina
Lineage: Eukaryota; Fungi; Ascomycota; Saccharomycetes; Saccharomycetales; Saccharomycetaceae
Source: the annotation of a GenBank genome assembly